This is a messenger RNA of Salvia miltiorrhiza (redroot sage), 907 nucleotides long. RefSeq names its product DNA excision repair protein ERCC-1-like. Gene Ontology annotation, biological process: UV-damage excision repair; nucleotide-excision repair; mitotic recombination. The record is from RefSeq and is a predicted model, not a curated record. Lineage: Eukaryota; Viridiplantae; Streptophyta; Magnoliopsida; Lamiales; Lamiaceae. Gene Ontology annotation, cellular component: nucleotide-excision repair factor 1 complex; ERCC4-ERCC1 complex; nucleus. Gene Ontology annotation, molecular function: single-stranded DNA binding; damaged DNA binding. The coding region runs from base 279 to 653 and encodes 124 amino acids. The transcript is spliced from 4 exons.
UUUUAAUACUUCAUAAAUUAAGACGAUGUCGUUUUGAUCCAAGAUAAGUUGGAAGAGUUUUACAGUUAAUAUUUAAUAUUGUUUCUCCCAAUUCUCUCCUUGGCCGCGUUUCUCCGCCGCCGUCUGGAGCAUCGGUAAGCAAGCCGCCGCCGCCGCCGCCGCCGCAGUGCGCAUCAUCCGUUCCGGAUAAAUUGUUCCGCCAUCACUUCUGCUCUUCCAUUCGAGGAAAUAAAAAUGAGGGAAUUUGGAAGGGUGAAUUAGGAGAGUGAGCUGUGAAGAUGGAAAACAGAGGUGAUCCUGAGCAGCAGAAACAGAAUAAUGCAUCAUUUGUUGUGAAAAUACCUUCAUAUGAAGAGGUGGUUGAGAGCUCCCAACCUAAGUCGCAAUCUUUAUUCAAGCCUUCCUCCUCCUUUUCGCAAGCUUUCAAUUUUAUCAAAAACACUGAAUUUUACACCACCCCGCCGUCUGCACCAGUGGUUCAGUCCUCCAAAGAUGCCCCUUCAUCCUCUCAAGGAUCCCAUCCAAGGCAAACCAUUCAUUCUGAAGCUCCAUCCACUUCAGUUUCAUCAGCUGGUGCAAAUCGGAAUGCCAUCAUCGUAAGCCAUAGACAGAAGGGCAACCCUUUGCUAAAGCAUAUAAGGAAUGUUCGAUGAGUUUUCGCUGAUGUUGUUUGCGACUACUUGUUGGGCCAAAAUGCUUGUGCGCUUUAUUUGAGGUUUGAAGUCAAGUACAGUUUCAUCGAUGUUUAUAUGUUGGGAAUCAAGUACAUUUCCUAUGGCAUGUUUUGACAGCACUCUUAUUCCGAUGUACCCACUAUUAUGAUCAUAGAAACAUGUGUUUUUGGCACAGGCUCUUGAGAUAACAAUAUCUUGACACCAUCAUAUUGAAAUACACCUAUUUGAUCUAA